This is a messenger RNA of Nothoprocta perdicaria, 288 nucleotides long. Its product is annotated as interleukin-8-like. Bases 1 to 288 code for a protein of 95 amino acids. Gene Ontology annotation, molecular function: chemokine activity; CXCR chemokine receptor binding. The transcript is spliced from 3 exons. Lineage: Eukaryota; Metazoa; Chordata; Aves; Tinamiformes; Tinamidae. Gene Ontology annotation, cellular component: extracellular region. The record is from RefSeq and is a predicted model, not a curated record. Gene Ontology annotation, biological process: cellular response to lipopolysaccharide; chemokine-mediated signaling pathway; inflammatory response.
AUGAAGGGCAAGGUCGUCGUAACUGUCCUCACUCUUCUCCUUAUCUCCAUGGCUGCAACAAAAGGUAUGGCCCUGGCUCGCUCGGGGAUUGAACUUCGAUGCCUGUGCAUAGACACCCACUCUCGUUUCAUCCAUCCCAAGUUUAUUCAAAAUGUGAGACUCAUCCAAAGYGGACCACACUGCCAGAAUGUUGAAGUCAUAGCGACUCUGAAAGAUGGCAAAGAAUUGUGUUUGGAACCCACUGCUCCGUGGGUGAAGCUGAUCAUCAAGGCAAUUUUGGACAAGUGA